CACUGAUCCCGUUCAUGCCCCCCAAAGCACACGAACUCUCAGCCCUAACCCUGCGUUUGGCACCGCCCCGUCUCAGACCUCGCAAUCUGCUACCCUGUCGGAAAUCUUAGUAUAAUCCCUGCAGAAAGUCAAACCCCUGUUCCUUGCCCCUUGUGCUUCCCCACCUUUCCUUUCCGAGACUGUGUGCGACACAGUGCCUGUUUGACCCCGCACCUGCAGACGGGAGCUGCGAGCUCAGCUGUUUGUUGAACUUGAUGACGACGCGAUCCCAGCUUCCAUCAUUGACUGUGUGGGCAAUACCACCCAUCUGUCAGGCGCAUCGUCUCGCCUUUUCUCUACCCGCCGACUCUAGAUUCCAUCAUGCCGCCCAGUACACACACCUUGACUCGUCCCUUUCACCGCUUGGCGCAUCUGCUAUCACGCGCCGCCAGGGCCGCUUGGUACCCCAUCCACGGCAUCUGGUACUUUUUGCGACACCCAGAAUUCUACCCCAUCUUCGUCGGCCGGCUGCUCCCUCUCUCUAUCAUAUCAUUCCUCGUCUACUUUAUCUUGUUUACCUUCACUUUUAUUCCCCAAUUUUUGCUUCUCUAUAUCUUCCAAGGACGCGCCGGCGCGUUGAUAAACACAACCGUCCUCGUGCUGGGAGAGGGUCUGGUGCUGAUACAGGCGCUGUUCGAAGGCCUGUUUGUCGACGAAUGUCGCGUGGAUAUUUUCGAUGCCACCUUGAUUAACCAUGGCUUCGUCGACCUCAUUGCGCCGCAGCGCGUCCUCUUCGUCGAUGCCCCGAACUCGGUCAAGAUGCUGGGCAAACCCACAAGCCGCGCCGAAUACUCGCCGUUCAGCUGGAUCCAAAUCUUCGAGCUGGUCGCCUGCCUUCCCCUCAACCUUAUUCCCUACAUUGGCACACCCGCCUUCAUCAUGAUAACCGGGUCGCGUGUGGGAAAACUCUCGCACUACCGAUGGUACAAGCUGCGUGGAAUUGACAAGAAGACCAUGAAGAGAGAUUUGCAUUUCAAGAGCUGGGACUACCUGUGGUUUGGCACAGUGGCUAUGGUUCUGCAGCUAAUCCCGGUGCUGAGCUUCUUCUUUUUGCUGACCACCACUUCGGCGGCAGCAAUGUGGGCGGCCAAGAUGGAAGAGUUGUCUCGUGUGCGGGUGGGUAGGCCAGUCACUGCGCAGGACCGAGUUGAACAGGAAACAGACGACCCGGUGUACCACGAUGACCCUGUCUAGAUCACCUCAGAGCGAACAAUUGAUACCCAAAUAUCUACUCUAAUGGCUUACCUACUGACAGUAAUUGGUGAAGCGACGUCGG
This is a messenger RNA of Podospora pseudocomata, 1315 nucleotides long. RefSeq lists its product as uncharacterized. The transcript has 2 exons. The record is from RefSeq and is a predicted model, not a curated record. NCBI's taxonomy places the organism in Eukaryota, Fungi, Ascomycota, Sordariomycetes, Sordariales, Podosporaceae. Gene Ontology annotation, cellular component: prospore membrane; ascospore wall; lipid droplet. The coding region runs from base 361 to 1233 and encodes 290 amino acids.